Anolis carolinensis (green anole) is the source of this 6854-nucleotide messenger RNA. It is a transcript of the gene rbpj, whose product is annotated as recombination signal binding protein for immunoglobulin kappa J region. Gene Ontology annotation, cellular component: MAML1-RBP-Jkappa- ICN1 complex; nucleus. The coding region runs from base 49 to 1596 and encodes 515 amino acids. Gene Ontology annotation, biological process: Notch signaling pathway; regulation of transcription by RNA polymerase II. The record is from RefSeq and is a predicted model, not a curated record. Gene Ontology annotation, molecular function: DNA-binding transcription activator activity, RNA polymerase II-specific; RNA polymerase II cis-regulatory region sequence-specific DNA binding. The transcript has 11 exons. Lineage: Eukaryota; Metazoa; Chordata; Lepidosauria; Squamata; Anolidae.
UCGUGCGCGUGCGCGCUCUCGGAGGGAACAUUGGGGGGGAAAUACGGGAUGCGCGCGCGUUCCCUGCUGGUGGCGGCGGACACAUUGGCCGCCUCUCGCGAGAGUAGGAGUUUUGGCGAGAGUUUGUGGAAGAUGGCGCCUGUUGUGACAGGGAAAUUUGGUGAGCGACCUCCAGCUAAACGGCUCACCAGAGAAGCUAUGAGAAACUAUUUAAAAGAGCGUGGUGAUCAAACAGUCCUAAUUCUUCAUGCAAAAGUUGCACAGAAAUCUUAUGGAAAUGAAAAGAGGUUUUUUUGUCCUCCUCCCUGUGUCUAUCUCAUGGGUAGUGGAUGGAAGAAAAAAAAAGAACAGAUGGAACGAGAUGGCUGCUCCGAACAAGAGUCUCAACCAUGCGCCUUUAUUGGGAUAGGAAAUAGUGACCAAGAAAUGCAACAAUUAAACUUGGAAGGAAAGAACUAUUGCACAGCUAAAACCUUGUACAUAUCAGACUCUGAUAAGCGAAAGCACUUCAUGUUAUCAGUAAAAAUGUUCUAUGGCAACAGCGAUGAUAUUGGCGUGUUCCUCAGUAAACGGAUCAAAGUUAUCUCCAAACCUUCUAAAAAGAAACAGUCGUUGAAAAAUGCGGACUUAUGCAUCGCAUCAGGGACAAAAGUGGCAUUGUUCAACAGACUUCGAUCACAAACAGUCAGUACCAGAUACUUACAUGUAGAAGGAGGAAACUUUCAUGCCAGUUCACAACAGUGGGGAGCAUUUUACAUUCAUCUCUUGGAUGAUGAUGAAUCAGAAGGAGAAGAAUUCACAGUUCGAGAUGGCUACAUUCAUUAUGGCCAAACUGUCAAACUUGUUUGUUCAGUUACUGGCAUGGCACUCCCAAGACUGAUAAUUCGGAAGGUGGACAAACAGACAGCAUUACUAGACGCAGAUGAUCCAGUGUCACAGCUCCAUAAGUGUGCAUUCUACCUUAAAGACACGGAACGAAUGUACUUGUGCCUUUCCCAAGAGCGAAUUAUCCAGUUUCAAGCCACUCCAUGCCCCAAAGAACAAAAUAAAGAAAUGAUUAAUGAUGGCGCUUCAUGGACAAUCAUUAGCACAGAUAAAGCAGAAUAUACAUUUUAUGAGGGGAUGGGACCUGUCCACGCUCCAGUAACACCUGUGCCUGUUGUGGAAAGCCUACAGUUAAAUGGUGGUGGGGAUGUAGCAAUGCUGGAACUUACUGGGCAGAACUUCACUCCAAAUUUACGUGUCUGGUUUGGGGAUGUGGAAGCUGAAACAAUGUACAGAUGUGCGGAGAGCAUGCUGUGUGUCGUUCCUGACAUUUCUGCAUUCCGGGAAGGCUGGAGAUGGGUCCGUCAGCCGGUCCAAGUUCCAGUCACGUUGGUCCGCAGCGAUGGCAUCAUCUACUCUACCAGCCUUACCUUUACCUACACGCCAGAACCAGGGCCCCGACCCCACUGCAGCGCAGCUGGGGCCAUCCUCAGAGCCAACUCAAGCCUUCUGGCCUCCAGCGACGCAAACACAAACAGCGAGGGAAGUUACACAAACGUCAGCACAAACCCAACCAAUGUCACAUCGUCAACGGCGACAGUAGUUUCCUAACCACUGCUCUUUGUGUGGAACUUCUUAAAAACUGAUGCUCAAGUGCUUCAAACAACAAAACUGAACAAUUUUUGUGGUUUCGUGGGAAAAAAACCUCUUCGAACAUUUAUCACCUACAAGUGCUGAUCUUAGUAGAAGCCACAAUAAACAACACGCAGGGGGAGAAAUGAUCCUUUAUUCAGAAUCUAUUUUUAGUUGUCUCUUUAAAAAUGGGCACGAAAAUAAUAAUAAAAAAGAAGCAAAAGUGGCUGGGAUAAAAAGUUGAACUAGAAAACAUGAAACAUGGACGUAACUUAGUUUUUAUGGACCAAGGAACACUUUAGUAUAAAAGGUACAUUUUCACCAUGCCUUUUUGUAUCACAACAUAUAGUAUGCUUUUGUUACCAAAUAGUUUAUAUUUUAUUUUUUUUCCUCUGAGCAUUUGCUCUGAAGUAUAUUCAGGUUCCAAGCCUCACCAUGCUUGUAUAAUCUAAUUACCAUACUCUUCCAGUUUCUAAUAUAUAUAAAUAUAAAUAUAUAUAUUUUUGGUCUGGGGCUGGAACUGUUGCAUUUUUUUAAACUGAAGUCUUGUGACUUUUUAUGAACGAAAUUUUUUUGUUUUUAUUUUCAGCAAGUAGAACCUUGUAAAGGCCAGCAUAUUUUUUUUAAGAGUAUAUGAAGUUUGUGCAAAAGCUUUAAAAAUGCCUCUGCCUUGCCUGCAAUACAUGCAAUGUGUGUUACCAUUAGAGCUCCCUUCCCAUCAUUGUGGAUAGUUCUUUCUAUGUGUUUGUUUCUUUUUAAAGUAUUUAUAGUGUUGAGUCACGAGGUUUUUAGCAUUACAAAUGUGGCCUCUUGUGCAGUUACCCAUACCGCUCAGUCUACUCGGAUAUGUUGGUGUUUUGAGGGGUUCUUCCCCUCUUUUCAUACUCAAAACAUCCAUCUGAACAUAUUUUCAGGAGUUCUUCAGGUUGGCUUUUUUAUUUUUAUUUUGGUUUUGCUAAUACUGUACAUAAUUUGCUAUCAAGUGUAAGUUAAACGCGUGUGUGAUUUUUUUCCUCUCCUUCAAGUGGACUGUUUCCAAUAACUUCAUUUGGCAGCGUGUUUUGUUUUCUGUCUCGGCGUAUGACAUUCUUCUUGAAGGGUUGGCCACAACCAGGGGUGAUAUGUGUGUCUUUUCAUUGUGAAUUGGGAGCCAUCAUAAACUACCAUAGCAAUGCUCAGUCUUUAGGCCCACUUGCAGAGAUCUGCACUUUUGUAUGAUCUUCUUUCUUUUCCCUUGUCUGAGUGUGAAGUGAUUGUACAGUGAAAUGAUAGUACUUAGUAAUCGUUGAUUGCAAAAGCACUGAUGCGAACUAUUUUCACUCUUUCUAUUUCCUGCCAACUGUCUAGUGCAGUUUUCAGAAUUUCAAAGGUUCAAAUUGCAAGCUAAAUACACCACUAGUUGCUUCUUAUCUCUGGUCGUUUUCAAAGUUCCUUGUGGAAACUUUUAUAGGACCAUCUGUGAAUGUGUCCAACAUAGGCAGGAUUUUACAAGCCCCUUACAGAUAGUUAACUGGUUUUUCCUUCUGGCCUUAGUGCUGUAUCAGAUGCCACUGGGGAGGCUUUCUUACCUUUCAGGAGUAGUUUUCCCAUGGUGCUAUGGAGUUUAUGAAAAGCUCAAGGGUAUGCGUUAGCUGUUAGGUUCACCUGCCACUAUCAUGCCAGUGAUGCAUUGGAUAAGUAAAUUGCACCUAAAUGGAACAUACUCACAAGGCUGCCAUUCCACUUGGAUCUUGUUCAUUGCCAGAUUUCAUUUUCAGAAGAGAAAAAAUGGCUAAUUUGGGCCUUGAGUUGCACUAGACUGCCAUUGUUGGUACUUUUCUUUGGAACUCGUCUUAAACCCCAUUUCCCACCCUCCUUUUCUCAGUUUGAAACAAUACAUUUCCAUUUUGUUUGCAAGCUCAGAAAAAUAUUCCUUUGGUAGGGCACAGUCCUGACGCUUCUUUCUUUCUAAUUGGAAUUUUGGGUAUAUCUGCACUGCCUCUUAAAUAAGACACAGUGCAGUUGGCUGAUAUGCAUUAAAAUCUGGGUUACACAGAUGAGAAGCCUAAAUGAUUUCGCAAAGUGUUUGUUUUUAAAUAAUCAGAACUAUUGUUCAGUGUCUUUUUAGUAAAUUGGGUGUUUUCCCUUUGCAGACUGUAUAGCUAAAGGAAGAUUGCAGCUGCUAAAACAUGUAGUUAAAAAUAUUUGGUUAAACCAGUGCCACUGUCUUAACACAUGUUUUUAUUUCUCACAAUAGGCCUUCAUUUCUGCUGUCUUUUCAUACAGUUUAAUAUGUUCCCAACACCAUAGUUGUAAGCUGCUAGUUUUUAAUACUAGCUCAUUACUGCCUUGCCUCGUUUCUUUUUUCAGUGACCAAGGGCAGGAUUCAUUGUGGCCUUAUCUAGUUUAAGCUGUUUACUGGCAUUACUUGCAAGCCUGUGUAUUUGUCUCUGUUUAAUUUUAUUCCUAUUGUAACGUGGCGGCUACCCCUUCACAGUGUAUGUUAAAAAUAUUUGAGUAUUCCACCGUACUGUUUGACUUGUGAGCUAUUAGCCUUUUUCUGUCUACCUUUGGGAUCAAAACACAUUCAUGUCUGUGUUUUCCUUGCUUUGGGGGAACUAAUAAUCCAAAAACAUAAUGAAUUAAAACUGUUACGAGCCUUUCAACUCUCACAGAAUAUGCUAGAAGACUUGUGUUGACUUUAUUUGCAUAUAACUAGCACCUGAAUCUUUUAAAUCUGCUUGCCAUCCAUUGUUCAGUGGUAUAUACACCAUAUUUGUAGUCAUGAAUCUGGUGGAUAGUACUUAUGUUCCUUUUUACGUUUUCUCUACACUACAGAUGAGAGUGAGAGAACAUUGGGGAGGCAGGGGUGAUCAAUUCAAUAUCUGGCAGGUUGGGUAACCUUAGCAUUUGUAGCUUCUGUAGACCUUUGUUCUCUUAUGUUUAUGAGGAAAACUGGUGAAUUGGCUAUAGUCUUCCAGAGUCUGUGCAGAGAGGUGCUCCUUUGCAGUAACUUCCUUUCCCCAAUUAAUAUCUGGGGAAUCACUGUUAGGGGUACAAUCUAAAGGUGAAGCUUUUGUCCUCAGCCUCUUAUUUCUGGGAAAAGCCUACUGACCUAAAACAGGACUACCUCAAUAAAAGGACAGUUGUUUAAUAAUUAUGAAGACUAGACAUUGUUUCAGCCCCUAAACUUUGUUUAAGGCCAUGUUAUCCAACUGUUGGAAUAAUGUUUUUCUUAGAUAGUACCACUUUGGGCUUCAAAUGAGGGGACUGAAUAAUAUACCCAUAAAAAACUGAUAUAUCUGGAGAAAAUAUUCUGACUAACUUUUCUACCCAUGUUGAGUGAUUAUGCACAAAAAAGUUUUUAUCCCCAUGGAGGUGUAUUCAGAAAUCCAGGGGAAAAAGUUACCACUUUGGCUGAUUGUGCAACAUAAUCUUUACAUAAUUCUGAGAUGUGUCCCAUUUUGAAUUGGGUGAAAUGCCUUAAUUUGCUCUAUUGCUGGUCUUGGGGAGAAAAUUUCAUGGCAUUUUUAACUGGAGAAAAUAAUUAAAAUGUUAGUACUGCUGUUGCAUUGUAAGUCAGUGCUAAACCCUCCAGUCCAUACUUUCUGUAGGUCAGAGUUUCAAGGGCUCAUAUAGGUUGUCUGGACCUUUGUCUCAACAAGUAGAAUGUUUUGAAGCACCACUAGACACCAGUAAGAUCUGUUUCAGACCAAAUAAUCUAAAAGUGACUUCUUUUCUAAAACAAAAUAUUUUCUUUGAUUGCUAAUCAUGCCAUUUACUAUAUGUCCCCCUCCCAAGUUGUUUAUACAAUGAAUGGAAUGUCUGUUUUUUCCUGUGCCACAUGUUUUAAACUUGCUUUCAAAUACUGUAUAUGUGGGAUUGAGUGGCAGCUUUAUGUUAGAAAUGUGAUGUGGCUUCUUUCAUAAUUUCUUGGGACUGAAACGUUUCUCUCUCAAUUGGGCCUGAAGUACCUAGUAGCUCUUCCAACACUGUGAAUGUUCCCCACAAUCCAUCCCACUACAUGAAGUUCUUUUUUUGGCUAUAGAUUGUGUUCUUAUUGUAUUGAACCUCUGAUGGUGAAGCCUUCCCACAAAUAGCCAAAGCAUAGGCCUAGAGAAUAUGGUAGUGCUGGGAGCACAGCCAUCCUUUGUGUAUUCACUUGUGUGUAAAUCUCAUACAAUGCAGUGAGGUUUACAUAAUUAUAGUGUUUGUGACUACCUUGCAUAUUGCCCAGGAGAACAAAAUCAUGUUUUUGUACACUCAUGUCCUCAGUCAAUUUCUGGUCAUUUGAGAUUUUUGCAAGAAGUCGUUUCUCCAUGGGAGCAAUUUCUGUAAUCUUGCCUCCUGACAGAUUAAAUGAACAACCGAGAUGCAAGUCAAAAAGAGUGAAUACACUCUUUUUUGAGUAGUGUGGGAAUUGUCUUGUGCAGCAACAGCUUAAGUUAAAUGAUCUAGACUUGCAAACACCAUAUGGCAAAUGGGCCUCAAAUGUACCUCUGAGGAAGCUUGCAUGUGGUUAGGUUAGUGAUGGUGGAGCAUUUACUGGACAGUACAUCAACUGUGGCCCUUUAGUUAUAAUGUGUUCUUUGAAUCUCUGUGUGUGUGUCUGUGUUUGUACAUGCUUGUUCAGUCCUUAAAGGGUUUUAUUAUUUUCCCAAACUGUGCACCUGUAAAGUAGCAAUAAGAUCAGAAGACUGAUUGAGUCUUCACCAUCAUUUUGUAGGAAAAUUAGUCUGCUCAAUUUCGCAUUUCGUCAAAAAACAGUACGAGCAGCUUGCAGGAAUAAAUAAAAAAGACACGUAAACCAUGUUAAGCGUGUUGUCACGUGUAUACUGUGUAAUUAGCACAUCCAAUCUUUGAUUUUUAAGACUUUUCACUAAGGUUUGUCAAGAAUUAACUUUAAUGUCCUGUUACUUUUUAUGUGACUAAUUCAUAAAAAGACAUGUACAAUGUUGCAAUUAUCACAAAUGUGUUGAAAUUGUGAUGCCCUUCUGCAUAUAUGACAUUGGGUGGGGUUUUUCCCCCUAGAAGGGAACAGAGAGUCAUCUGUGUAAGCAGAAGAGCAAAACACAUCCAUGUAAGAAGUCAACAAUAAUUAUGAGGACCUGUAGUCGAAACUCCAUUCAAACUGGAUAUGAAAUCUCUUAAUACUUGUAAAAACUGCAGAAGUUAGACAAGACUGUUUUUUAUUCCAAUAUUGUAAAUAUGAACUAGUUCACUUUUUGAUAUUAUUUAUUAAAUAAGGAAAAAACAAA